This is a messenger RNA of Rosa chinensis, 972 nucleotides long. Its product is annotated as probable gamma-secretase subunit PEN-2. Lineage: Eukaryota; Viridiplantae; Streptophyta; Magnoliopsida; Rosales; Rosaceae. Gene Ontology annotation, cellular component: gamma-secretase complex. The record is from RefSeq and is a predicted model, not a curated record. Bases 96 to 497 code for a protein of 133 amino acids. The transcript has 2 exons.
GGAGAAACAUACAAAUACAAAUUCAAUAUCAUAUAUGCAGCUCUUGCCCUCAUUUCUAACGCUCUGCCCGUCGUCGUUUGGGGUUUCGUUCCAAGAUGGAAGCCACCGAUAUCCAAAACCCUAACCCUAGCCCAAGGAUUCUCCUCCCGUCGUCUCCACCCCCUCUGUGGCCCACCAUCGACGGUCCACUGGGCUUGUCGGAGGAAGAAUCGGUCAGCUACGCCCGUCGGUUCUACAAGUUCGGGUUCGCUCUGCUUCCGUUGCUUUGGGCCGUGAACUGCUUCUACUUCUGGCCCGCUCUCCGCCACUCCCGCUCUUUCCCUCGCAUCCACCACUACGUCCUGAGAUCCGCCGUUGGAUUCGCCGUGUUCACUGCUCUGCUCUCGUCCUGGGCCCUCACCUUUGGGAUUGGAGGAGAGCGUCUGUUCGGGCAUGUCUGGGAUGAACUGCUCAUGUAUAACCUUGCUGACAGAAUUGGACUCACUGGUUGGAGCUGAGCCGCUAAUGCUUUUGGAAUUUAGUUGUAAAGAAAGUUCAGUGUUUGCCCAGCUAUACUGUCUCAAUACUACAAGCUCCAAAGCUUUAACACAGUUGAUGAUUUACUGCAGGUCGCAUGGCAAAAGUGAUUCGAGUGCAAAGGACGUCAUUAAAGGUGAGAAAAAACAAUUCAUUCAUCCGAAAAGCAAAUAUUAGGUCCUACAGGAUAUUGAUUUGGCCUGCCAGUCAAUUAUCAGCAGGUUCAAUUCAGACUCAGAUGUAAAAGUAUUCCAUCAAUUACAAGAUUAGCAUAGAGUUUUAGAAAUAAAGCUGAAACAACCAGAAUGUAAAUGUGCUUUCCUUCUACAAUCAAGUGUAUGAAUUCAGUUUGUUGGUUUGAUUGUGAAGUUUUGUUUGCAAAGAAAAUGUGGCAUUGAUCUUUAAAACAUUCCAUCAUGUUAUGUAUAUUAUUGGAUCAUGUGACUUCAAUUGAUA